AUGGACGAGCACCUUCCGACCGACGAUAAGGCGUGGGAUAUGGAUGAUAGCUCAAGGGCAUACCAGCGACCAGUGUCUUCACCCUUGUCGGAAGCACAGUCGCCAUUUGCCCGGCUCUGCCAGUCAGCACUCCUGGCGGGACGAGCGCUUCAACACCACGCUGAUCUAGAGCGACGCAAAAUCAGUGGGGCGCGAUACGAUUUUACCGACGUUGGGCGGCUCCUUGAGGAUGCGCACGUGCUAUGUAAAGCAAUGGGUCAUGACUUCACAUCCGACCCAGCAUCAUAUUUUCAUCUGGUGGCAGCCCGAUGCCUCAACUUCAAUGCCGUACUGCGGAUGCUGGGCAUGUAUGCAACGGGUGAGUCGCUGCGCGGCGUUGGGUCCGAGUGGAACGAAGAGGAGAUGGCGCUUCAGAUGACGGCCAUGGACGGCGUCAAGAAGACAGCAGCUCUAGUGCGCGACUUUGCCGCCGAUUUAUUUGCCUUUAUCUCGCUCGAUGAGGACGUGGUUAAAACGCCGCCCAUUGUGCUAGACGCCUUUUACCUGGCGUCCAAAGCCCACCACGAUGCAUGGAAAGAAACGGGCGACCCAGUCGCUGAGAGUAGCCUCGAGACCACCCGAAAGUGCCUCGUUCGCCUCAGUGGUCGAUGGCGCCUUGGCAAGGAGUUGCUGGACAUGCUCGAGACCCAUGAAAUGAAUUAUAUUGUCGGCGCCAAUUUCCAUGACGAUAAACUGGGUGGUAUCCCAUUGGUGUACCCAGUCAUGUCGUAG
Molecule: messenger RNA, 771 nt
Organism: Pestalotiopsis fici W106-1
Lineage: Eukaryota; Fungi; Ascomycota; Sordariomycetes; Amphisphaeriales; Sporocadaceae
Exons: 1
Coding region: 1-771 (256 amino acids)
Source: RefSeq, a predicted model, not a curated record